UUUCGGCUGCGAAGAGAGCGUCGCCGAUCGAUCCAGAGGAAUAUAGCGGUUCGAGAGCGGGAUAAUUGGCGAAGAAAGGAAAAGAAAUGUGGAGGGUCGUGGUGGCGCGAUCGGACGAAAACAGCACGUUGCUGUCAUCGGAAAUCGGUUCUGGCCCGGUCGGUCCGGUCGGCCCGGUCGGUCCCAAUCACAUCUCCGGUCUUCCCGGUCCGCCUUCGACUCAUCAUCAUCACCACUGGGGCUAUCCACCGCCGCCACAUCCCUCUUAUCAGCCGCAGCAUUCCGACGCACCGCGCCAUCAUCAUGAUCCGCGUCCACCUCACGACCUCAGGCAUCCGGCCGCCACUACCACCAGCACCGCCGAUCUCAGACACGAGAUGCACAGAUCGGAUCCGAGGCAUCCUUCCGCCGCAUCGGAGAUGCAACAACGACACCAGCCAGCGGAAUUGCACAGACCCGAGAUGGUGCGACAUCAUCAGGAUUUGUCGGGAAUGAGGCCGGACAUGAGUAGCGAGAUGAGAUCUAGUCACGAGUUCCCCGAUCUUAAGAUCGACGUUGUGGACAUAAGGAGUCAGGAGAACGGGCAGCAGCAACAGCAACAACAACAGCAGCAGCAGCAGCAACAACAACAACAACAAACAUCGCAACAGAGAAACUUGAAAAGAACUAUGAGCGAUUCGGAUUGCGAUGACGUGUUUUCCGAAGAGAGCGGCAAAGAACCUUGUAAUUCGCCGGGAGGCGAUUCCUGUCAGCACGCGUCGCGAAAGCGAAGAAGAGGAAUGAUAGAGAAGAAACGUCGCGACAGAAUAAACGCGUCGCUCGGCGAGCUGCGGAGAUUAGUGCCGGCAGCAGCGAGAGAUCCUCACAGCGGCAAAUUAGAGAAAGCGGAGAUCUUGCAGCUCACCGUUGAACAUUUGCGAUCGCUACGAAACAAAGGUCCGGAAGGAUACGACAGCACGAAGCUAGCGAUGGAUUACCACGCGGUCGGUUGGGGCGAAUGCGCGGCCGAAGUUGGUCGCUACUUGGUCACGAUGGAAGGCCUCGACGAGAGGGAUCCUUUGAGGUUACGAUUGCUCUCCCAUCUGCAAAGUUUUCAUCGUGAUCAUCCUCCGUCCGCGGUACCCUCGUCCGUUCCCCCGGUGACGAGUUUGACGUCGUCCUCGACGAGCAGCAGCUACGAGCCGACAGCGACCUCGGUUCCCCCUGGAAUGCCACCUGGAACGGGUACUAUGCCACCUCUGCUGGGUGGUACCGCGCUCGGAUGGGGCCAGUAUCCCGGCCAGUAUCCCCAGCAGCAACACGGUAAACCUUAUAGACCGUGGGGUGCCGAACUGGCCUACUGAAACGCGGCCUAUCCUUAGACGAAGGUUUCGCCGCUUCCUGCGUCUUCUCGUCGUCUCGUCUCAUUUUCCAACGAACGUAGUUCUCUCCUGGCGUUUACGCGUUUCGGUUCCUCUUCCCAAUUCGUCUCAGGGAAUUCUCUUUUCUACGUUACGACACGGGACGGCACUUUACGUACGAUAGUCAUGCGAGUACCUAAUAAACAUCUAAUCUAUUUAUUCGAUUCGACUCGAUUCGCGAUGCCUGCCGAUCGAGCGUCGACCUUGUACAAUUUGUAUAUAGAUAUAAUCGCGAUUAUUGUAAAUAACGAAACGCGAUCGAAAUCGCUCGCUCUUAUUUCUAUUUUUUACUCCUUUAUAUUUCACGUUCCUCUUGUAACGAACAUAGUCUGCUCGUUUGUAUAAUAAUCGAGUCGAAAAUGUAUCGAUCGAACAAGUGCCAUUAAACGUAUCGCGCUGCGUACGUCCUAUGGAAGGAAACGCUCAAUGAUGUUUGCAAUAAAAUGACGAUAAGGAAACAUA
Molecule: messenger RNA, 1862 nt
Organism: Bombus pascuorum
Lineage: Eukaryota; Metazoa; Arthropoda; Insecta; Hymenoptera; Apidae
Gene: Hey
Product: hairy/enhancer-of-split related with YRPW motif protein-like
Exons: 3
Coding region: 87-1343 (418 amino acids)
Biological process (GO): regulation of transcription by RNA polymerase II; regulation of neurogenesis; anterior/posterior pattern specification
Cellular component (GO): nucleus
Molecular function (GO): RNA polymerase II cis-regulatory region sequence-specific DNA binding; DNA-binding transcription factor activity, RNA polymerase II-specific; protein dimerization activity
Source: RefSeq, a predicted model, not a curated record